Molecule: messenger RNA, 5764 nt
Organism: Dreissena polymorpha
Lineage: Eukaryota; Metazoa; Mollusca; Bivalvia; Myida; Dreissenidae
Product: phosphatidylinositol 3,4,5-trisphosphate 5-phosphatase 2A-like
Exons: 29
Coding region: 295-4296 (1333 amino acids)
Biological process (GO): phosphatidylinositol dephosphorylation
Molecular function (GO): phosphatase activity; protein binding
Source: RefSeq, a predicted model, not a curated record
UUGUGAUAGUAUUGGUGGUCGGUCACAAACUCUUUAUAUCUUCAUUAACAUCAUAAACCUCAGUAUUUUAUGUCAAGUACAAAUAUGGAAGGAGGAAGAUAUUUUACUCAAGUGUUUAUGCAGGAGACUUAUGCAAAUAUCUGUUGAGUGAAAUAAUAAAUCUGGAUAAAACUUCUUAGACGCUGUGACAAUGUUUGGCAUAAUGCUGGUGGCCAUUACUGCACUUGCAAAUUCCAUUGAAAGCAAGUAAACAGGUACACGAGGCCCCCACAGUUACGUGACAUCCAUACGAGGAUGUCCGUUGCAUUCUUUCACAAGGGGAUCACACGCUUCCAGGCCGAGGUGCUGCUGACCCAGGCCAAGGAUGAUGGGAGUUUCCUUGUGCGUGACUCAGAGUCCCUGUCUGGAGCGUACGUCCUCUGUGUGCUAAUGCAAUCCAAGGUGCAUCAGUACAGGGUUCUACCCGGCCCAGACUGCAAGCUGCAUGUUCAGUCAGAAGGAGGUUCUAUUCAGCGAGGUUACAACGACCUGACAGAGCUGAUAGCAGACUACAUCAAGAAGAAGGAGAACAAUGGCCUGAUUUGUGCCUUGGUGCACCCUGUACCACCAGAUGGCUCCUCAGAAGAUGUCACUCUCUCAGAUGAUGAUGAGUAUGACGAGGAAGAUGAGGAGGAUGAAGACGAAGACUUUGUUGAGAUGCCUCCUCUCAGAAGUCCCCCGCCUGGCCAGAAAGAGCGCAAAUCCAACGGUCAUGCGGACCAUGACAAACUAGAUCUCCAGAAAAGAUUCACACAACUUGAUCUGUCACAAUGUGAAGCCAAGUUCAAGCAGGCCUUGAAGGACUACAUAGACCAUGGUGUGUCCAAGGACUCUGCCUCUCUGAAUGCCGGGGACUCAGAACUGCACGAGUUCACAAAGCUACUCGAGUCCACGGCUGAUGGACUCAGGAGAGAACUCGACAAGUUCAUGAGGAACAUUGACACUCUUCAUGAGCUGUUGAGGGUUGGGGACAGAAAACACUCAACACUGGAUUCCAAACAAAAGUUGACUGGUUCUGGCCUGCCCUCUCUGCUGGAACAGAUGUCGCGUGUUAGGACCAAGGUGCUGAACAUCCAGACAGAGGCCCAGGAAACCAUUCAACUAACCACGAUUCCCUCGGAGUACGAGUUCCUGGACUGUCAUGUCUCAGAGAAGGAAUUUGUCGCGGGCAUAGUGGCCGGUCCUUUCCUCAAGUCCAAGUACCGACCUUACAUUCCACAGAGCAAGUUUGAGGUUAAAAAGAUCAAGCAUGGGGGUAAAGCAAUGUCGAAGAUAACUUUGAAUGUAGACCUGCAAACUGGCAAGUACUCUGUUCUAAAGUUGGCUGGCAAAGAGAACCUGGCGCAUAGCUCCUUCGAUCAUGACAGAAUUUUGCACCUGAUUAAGAGCACGAAGCACAAGUGCAACUUGGACGUGAUACUGGAUGGCAAGAAGAAGCAGACGUACUCGUUUGCAGACCCUCAUGCUCGAGAGAACUUCUGUCUGCAGAUACGACAGAUGAAGAACAUGCACUCAACCGAGGCUGAGAUCGAUCAGAUAUCUCUGUUUGUUGGGACAUGGAACAUGGGUGAUGCGUCCAUCAAUCAGAGUCUCAGCACGUGGCUAAAGUGCACGGGGUCGGGUGCCUCGCGGGACCGGGUGCUGGGAGUUAUCCCCCAUGAUGUGUACGUCGUGGGCACACAGGAGUCCAGCACCACGGAGAAGGACUGGGUCAGUCAGCUGAAGGCAGGACUCAAAGCAUGUGUCCUGGUGGACAUGGAGCUGGUGGAAGUCUGCUCUCUGUGGGGCAUACGUCUUGCCAUCCUGUGUAAGCCUGAACACAAGGCACACAUCACAAGAGUGCAGCGCAGCUCUGUGAGGACUGGCAUUGCAAAUGCUUUAGGCAACAAAGGGGCCGUGGCAAUUUCCUUCUACUUCAACGGUACUUCGUUCUGUUUCAUCAAUACUCAUUUGACAUCUGGAGACGAGCGGUGUAACAGGAGGAACCAGAAUUUCCGUGACAUUGUGAAGAACCUGACCUUGAAUCUGGGUCAGAAGCACCUGUCACUGUUCGACAUCACAAGUCAGUUCCAACACGUGUUCUGGCUGGGUGAUCUCAAUUAUCGAAUCGAGGAGGAUAUAAAGAUGAUCCUGCGCAAGGUCCAUGAGAAGGACAUAGGGUUCCUUAUGGAGAGAGACCAGCUGAGGAAACAGCAGAAACAUAAGACCGCUUUCAGCGGCUUCCAGGAAGCAGAAGUUACAUUUUUGCCAACAUAUCGACUGGAAAGAAAUGUUCCUGGUAACAAAUAUGCCUGGAAAAAAGUCAAGACCACAGGGGUGCGAAUCAAUGCUCCAUCUUACUGUGACCGUGUGCUGUGGAAAUCAUAUCCUGGAACCUUUGUGGAAAACGUAGCAUAUGGCUGUUCUGAUGCCAUACUCAGCAGCGACCACAGGCCCGUGUUUUCCUCGUUCAAUGUUGGGAUAUCCUCUGAGUUCAUCCAGACACGACAGUCCCUCUCAGAAAUGGCUCCUGUCACCAUUGUGUUCAACACAGUGGAAGCACAGGUGAAGACAUGUUGCAAGCAAUACUUCCAGCUGACUUUCCAUUCCUCCUGCUUGCCAGACAUGUUUCGAAGCCAGUCCAACACUUCGUUUAAGGAGAACAAGAUUGGUUUCUUCACAGUUCCAGUCUGGCUCAAGAACAAUCUGCCUGAGAUGCGGCCUAUAUUUGCGGACCAAAGCUACUUGGAGGACCAGCACAUAUUGAUAGCUGUGAUAGCCAAGGAUGCGGACAAUGAGUCCUACGGGGAAUGUGUGGUCAGCCUGCGCUGCAUGUUCUCCGAGGAGCCCAAGGACUUUGAGUGCCUUCUGCACCACCAGGGAGAGGAGGUGGGCAAAAUCAGCGGCAAAUUCCAUGUUCGUUCAGUAGGAAAGCAAACCAACACCAGAACAAUGCAUAGGAAUUACAGUUUGAUUGCCUUCGACACUGAAUACCAGUACCAGGACCCUGAGAUGUUUGUGUCCGACCAUCCCAUGCAUCGCUCCAGUGCUCCGCCGCAGACACAGAAGAAGCCCGGUCCCUCCUCGGUGCAGCCUGCGCAUGGUUUCAAGUCAAGGGCAGCACUCCGUCAGACUGUCAGCGACACCAUGGAUAGUCGCUCUACUGACCCGCAUAGAGAUAUGGCCAGGUCAUUGGUUGACCAAAGGCACAUACACGCCCACCCUGGCUCUGGGGUCGAAGGUCAACCCCCGCCCCUAGUGAGGAGGAACACUCCCCUGAUGGGUCAUGGGGGCCUCUCAGCAGGGGCUCAACGGCCUCUGAGACAAACCUCGGCCCCAGGGGGUCAGAAGUUUGGGCCUCCACUGCCACCCAAGCACAGGACUGCUAGUGUGGACCAGCACCCAGGCGCGAGGCAUGACGGCCGCCACGCACCCACCACCCUUGAUGAGUGGCUGGCAGGGCUAAACCUUUCCUGCUACACAGACAAGUUCCUGCUUAACGGCUGGGACAGCCUCCUGUACCUGACUGAGCUCAAACAGGAGGACUUGAGAAACAUCGGCAUAGACGUGCCCGAACACCAGAAAGUCAUCCUGAGCAGCGUGAAAGACCUCAAUCAAUCACACGAUGUCUCCACAUACUGCAAUAGACAUUACGAAAAUACCCACGAACAAGAACCGGGCGUUGAUAUUGGAACGUGCGGACGUUUGUUAACAAACGCCAGCGAUAUUGGCGAUGUCCUACACGGUGGAGUGAUUGGGCAGUUUUCUCCCAGCCACUUUGAUGAGGGCGACGAUAUCACCGAGGAGAACGAAUAUGCAGAACCAGAAGAAAACGAAUACCAUGUCCCAGAGUUGAUCAUUAAACAUCCUGAUAUAGUGGACUCUCAAUUUGGUUCAUUGAAUCCCGAAACUAAAAACGUAUACAACGUCCUUGGUGACCACGAGCUCGAAAUAAUAAAACAACGUCACGAGAUCUACGAGAGUUACGCGCCGAAACACGUGUACAGCUGUCUGGAAGAUAAGGGCUUCGAGGAGGCGUAUACAACUAGACGGAUCAGCGACCCUAUUGUGCAAUCGUGCGAGAAGAAGACAUUGGGCGAGUGGCUUGACGCCCUGAGCCUAGGAUUCUACCUUCGCACGCUAGAGGACAAUGGUUGGGUGAACCUGCUGGUGUUGAGAGAGCUGACCGAAAGCGAUUUGGACAAUAUGAACAUCAGGGACCGGAAACACAAGAAUAAGAUUCUCACGGCCAUUAAUCAUUUGAAAAGCAACAAUUAGCAAACAGAAGGAUUUGGAAUAUACUUAUUCGAAGUCCGGAUGCACAUACACUUACAAAAGAACCUCACAACAUCGCUUAAUUUGGAUGAAUAGUAUUGCUGCAUGUAAGAUAGAGAUUGACGCACAUUUGCAUUUUGUGUUCUUUUCAAUGUUCUAUUAUCUGUCUUGUAUGUUGCACUUAAAUUAGAAAGUGUUUAUUCAAAAUAUUAAUGACACAACAAUGCUCGUUAAACACAAUAAAAACAAUCUUACACCAACGAACACUCGUUGAACACAAUAAAUACCGUCUAAACUGAGUGAAUCUAGGAACUCGAUGCAAGUGCUUUAUAGCACGUUAUUUUUUUGUUAUUUCAUAUUUGAUGUUCGUGAUUUCGGUUUUUCCAGUGUGAAUGCAAAGUGCACACAUACGUUGCUUACUUCACAUUAUUUAAAGAUGUCAACUUGUUGCUAGCUGGAAACAUAACACAGUUAUUUUGGGUGUUCUAAUAUGGAGUGAUGAAAUUGUAUUGUGAGAAUUACUUCACGCACGGAUUGGUGACUUGUGUUCUGAGACUGAGCCAGUAUUGACAGAGGUCAUCCGAUGAAUGUUAAGUUAAUUGGAAAAUUUUAAAAUGCAUGAAGUAGGUAUAUGAUUUGUUCACAACAAUUGUUUCAUAACGUACCUCUAAUGUAUACACAUGUGUUCUUAAUUGCAGGCUGCCUUUUAAAAUUCUGAUCUUAAGAAAUAUUAGUUAAAUGUAUGCUUCUUGUUCUUUGAACAACUGGUCGUUUAUGCACCUACAUGUUUCAUUAAUGCAUAUACAUAUGUGGAGCAAUGCCCAUUUCAGAGUUAAAUGCAGUUGAACAGCGUCGUGGUCACGUCGAGUCAGCUUAGGACCAAAACAUAAUUUUGUUUGAGAUUAGCAUGCCAAAACGAUGCUAUUUACUCCUUAAUUAAAAAGAUAACGGCAGAUUACAUCAAUUUUUGCAUUUCGUGUGUUGCAAACGUGCACAUAUAAGCAUGUUCUUCGGACUUGGUCCAAUAUUAACAAAGUUUCUAAACACACGAACAGAACGUUUGUUUUUUCAUUGCUUAUUAUAUAAAGUUGGCAAUGGUAAGUUGAAGUUUUGUUUUAUGAAAAAGGUACCAGACACGUCGCGUCAUUAUAGAGUAGUUUAAACAUGUUGACAAAUACAAACUAUUUGUUGAAUUGAUACAUAUUACAGGUUCAAAACAUGUUAUAUCUCAUAGGUUUCUUUAUCCGGCACUUAAACUGAUAUUGCUCAUUGGUUUAAGCCUAAAACUGAGUGUAGACAUAUUGGCCUAGCCUAAAACAGAGACUUGCCUCAUCAUCAUAAGCCUGAAACUGAGUCUAGCCACACUCACAUUAAAAGGUAAUCAUGAUCCACUUGUACGUUUGUAACAUGAGCAACCAUUGUAUGAGUUGCCAUUUUAUGCAUAUUAUAUUGUUAUACAUAUUACAUAAUG